Messenger RNA from Spodoptera exigua (beet armyworm), 2379 nucleotides. Lineage: Eukaryota; Metazoa; Arthropoda; Insecta; Lepidoptera; Noctuidae. The record is from the annotation of a GenBank genome assembly.
AUGAAGAAAUUGGACGUGCAUAAACUAUUAGGAAUCUCCCCCAAUCCUCAAAGUGAGACAGGGGCAACCGCGUGCCAGUGCGAUUUAGGUCGUGAGAAAUUGCUAACAGCCCCACCUUACAAAACCACACCGUCUGGGGAUGAGACCAAAUCUCGAUAUCCAACUGCACCGACUACAAGAGAGGCUGAUCAGUUGACAUGCCCCAUAAGCCACAUAUUAGUCACUUUUAAGUCGCCUCUAAACCCCACUGAUGUAUUCAGCAAAGUAUUUCCAGCAUCGACACCAGUAAAAUUUGUAAAACGUAAACUAGCAAAAUUACUGGGUGUAUCAAAUAGUAACCUAAUAUUAACUAAGAAUAGAAAUGUAUUGAAGGAGACAAGUAUCUUGUCACAACUUAAGGCUGAUCCUCUUGGUAACCUUUCUGUCGACGUGUUUACAAAGGAUUCAGAGGACUUUUCACUGUCCUCAAUACCAAAAGAAUCGUACGUCCACGAAUUACUUCAUGCAGUACUUCCAAAAAAGAAAGAUAUGCCUUUUAUCGCAAUCAAGUUCAGGGUACCAAAUCAGAAUGCCACUUUUACUCGUUCCUACCAUUCUAUAAUGAAAGUUCAUGAAAUAAAGAAAAAUUUGGGAGAGCUCUUUCAAGUAGACCCUGCCGUUCUGGUGUUUCUACGAGGAGAUAAUCCACUAAAAGAUCGCAUGGCUCUUAUGGAUCUCGAUUACGACAAAUAUGGAAUAGCUGAGAUUGAAGUGCUUACGACAAAUAAUGCAACAUUGAACUUAGAAAAACUAUACAAAGAGAUACCAGUAAAUGACGUUUUGAGUGUAACGGUGCCGUUUGGAAGUACGAUCAAGCAGAUUAAUGUUGAAAUAUUUUCUGAACCAAUGACAAAACCUUACCUAGGAGGAUAUAAGAAUGUGCAUACAGGAACCAUAUAUCACCAUGCGUAUACUCAAACACCACAAAAACCGGAGAAAUUACGUCCAGAAGAGAAAAACUGUCGAGACACACAGACAGCAGAAGAAAAGGAAAAACUUUAUGCCUACCAUGAAAUGUUAAAGCGUGAAUCUUCGGGCGAGAAAGAGGGAUGGAGCUAUAGACCUUUUAACACGUCAUGGGAAAGAAUAGAAAGAAUGAAAGAGGAAGAUAGGUUGGAAAAAGAAGCUAUGGAACGACGUUUACGGCGAGAUCUAAUCACCAAGACGUUUCCGAAGACUCGUGAAGAUUUUGAUCAAUUAUACGCCAUGGUUGAUCGAUGGAAACAUGCUGAAAUAGCACGAAUAUCACAAUUACACGCAAAAGGACCAAAAAUAGCAGAAUUUUCGUUGCUUCUCGAUAAGGAAGUGGAAUUACUGAGAUGCAUUGAAGAUUACAGAGUAAAAGUUAAGGAAGAUAGUCGGAAGAUUAAAGAAAAAAGAUUUUUAGAAGAAAUAUCGAAACCCGUUGCAUGGUAUGGCCGCAGCGGAAAAUUAAUUACGAUGGAAACAGUUGAAACACAGAAAGCUAAAAGAUUAAAAGAGCUUUAUAAUUCAUUUAUACGAAACGACAUGGAAACUAAAGAGCGCUUGGAACUUCUGGUGGAUUUCAAAUUCUCAUUGCAAGAAUUUCGUCAUCCACUGGCUGAAGAAAUUAUUACUCUUCUGGAUCAAGAAGCCGAUCUACUAGUUAGGCGAUAUAACGCACAUCAGUUAGAAUUUUUAAGACGAAGAACUGCUGGUUCCGUCUUCCGUUUAAUACAAACGUCGGAACUAAAUUCUGGCGUAACCAAACAUAAGGAUAUAAGAGAUUACCAAAAAAUGCAGAAUGGAAAUCUCUACUUUUGCGAAUUAUGUCAUCAGGUUAAACCUUACACUGAUUUCCCAUUGAAUACGAGGAUGAGCGGGUGUUUAAUUUGCAAAUCGUGUUCGUGGAAAGACGUAAACGAGCGUAGCUGGAUAGACAUGACGCCUUACAAGUUUAUCUUGAGAGCAGUACAACGCGAUGAGCGUCGCCGAAAGUGUUGGGGAUCUUUAGCAUUUGUUCUUCAAGAAAAAGACAUUUUCUUUAUAGUAGAGAAGCUUUGGCAUUCACAUUCAGCCAUUAGUGAAUGCGAUGAUGUCAAUGAGCUGCGGUUGUGUAGAUGGCGAGUACAGGAGGACUGGUCACCGUGGAACUGCUUCCUAAUUACUGUUCAAGAAAUGAAGGCACAUUUGAAACUAGAGGAUCCUGAAGUAGUGUAUGAUGAAGAAUUGGUGCAGAAGGUUGGGAAUAAACAUAAACUAGCGAAGGCCAAUUUUGAGCAAUUAAUAUCAGUGAACAAACGGUACACAGAGACAGGUGACUGGCAAAACAUACGAGCUCCAGCCAUAGCCCGCGUGGACGCCGUAGAUAGAAUUUAA